GCCUGCUGAAAUUGGUAUGAGGAAUUUUAGAGGGUUUGAAAAUCCUGCAGCUGAAGCGAAGGUUAGCAUGGGGGGCUAACUUGGAAAAUACCGUAGGCCAUCCGAAUGAAUGAAAAAAUUUGCUGCAGAACUGGGAAGCUCCGCUCCAUUCAUACAUUCAGGAGAGCAGGAGGGAAGAUAAACUGACCCCUGACCUUUCACUUCUCUCCCAAUUGGCCUGUUCUAUAGAGAGCUUCUGUCGUUGAGGAGCUAAGACUCGGCUGUACUUGGCUGUGCAGGAGACACCAGUGAAGGGCGACACACCUGCAGCAGAAACAACAACAACGACAACUACCAUCACCAAGGCCCCUAGUGUCAGACGUCUGGGAGUGUGAAAGGUAGAGGAUGAGUGUUGAACCCUGAGAAGAUUCCACUGGCUUUUUCUCUCUGAAGACUGGACUAGACAGGAUACAACCUGCCUGAUAUUACAAUAGGGACAUUAGAGUCUCUGGAACCCAUCAGACAAAACAAACCAUUUGAAAACUGUUCCUCUACCCCAUUUUACACAUUUCACUCUCCAUUUUUUUCUGCCACUCUGCAAAGAUGGCCCUGUGUGUUUUGUUACUGGGGCGGACUGUUGCGUGUUGAUCACGGGGGAGAGGUGACUCACAGCCAGGACCAUGUCUUGGAAGAGGAACUACUUUGCGUCCGGAAGCGGCGGGCUGCAGGGGAUAUUUACCCCACGCACUAUGACGUCCAUCGCCCCCAGUAAAGGACUCAGCAACGAGCCGGGCCAGAACAGCUGCUUCCUCAACAGCGCACUGCAGGUCCUGUGGCACCUGGACAUCUUUCGCCGGAGCUUCCGGCAGCUGACCACACACAAGUGCAUGGAGGACUCGUGUAUCUUCUGUGCCCUGAAGAGUAUCUUUGCUCAGUUCCAGUUCAGCAGUGAGAAGGUGCUGCCAUCUGACGUGCUCCGCAGCGCCCUGGCCAAGACCUUCCAGGACGAACAGCGCUUCCAGCUGGGCAUCAUGGACGACGCUGCAGAGUGCUUCGAGAACAUCCUAAUGCGGAUUCACUUCCACAUCUCAGACGAGACCAAAGAGGACAUCUGCACAGCCAAGCACUGUAUCCCACACCAGAAGUUUGCCAUGACGCUCUUCGAACAGUGUGUGUGCAGCAGCUGUGGGGCCUCCUCUGACCCACUGCCCUUCAUUCAGAUGGUGCACUACAUCUCCACCACCUCCCUCUGUAACCAGGCGGUGAGGAUGCUGGAGUGUAGAGACAAGCCCACACCAGACAUGUUUGGAGAGCUGCUCCGCAACGCCAGCACUAUAGGAGACCUACGCAACUGUCCGAGUAACUGUGGGGAGAAGCUGCGUAUCCGUCGGGUACUGAUGAACUCUCCAGAGAUUAUCACCAUAGGUCUGGUGUGGGACUCUGACCACUCAGACCUGGCAGAGGACGUCAUCCACAGCCUGGGCACCUGCCUGCGCCUGGGGGAUCUCUUCUACAGGGUGACAGAUGAUAAGGCCAAGCAGGCAGAGCUCUACCUGGUGGGCAUGGUGUGUUACUACGGCAAGCACUACUCCACCUUCUUCUUCCAGACCAAGAUACGCAAGUGGAUGUACUUUGACGACGCACAUGUCAAAGAGAUCGGGCCCAAGUGGAAGGACGUGGUGUCUCGGUGCAUCAAGGGCCACUACCAGCCCCUGCUACUGCUCUACGCUGACCCCCGAGGGACGCCCGUGUCAGUGCAGGACCUGCCCUCCCGCCUGGACCUGCACCACUUCAACAGGUCCUACUACGACAGCGAGGAUUCAGGUCGGGAGCCGUCCAUCUCCAGUGACACGCGCACCGACUCGUCGACAGACAGUUACUCCUACAAGCACUCACACUCCCACCAUGAGUCCAUGGCCAGCCACUUCUCCUCCGAAUCCCAGGGAACCAUCAUCUGUAACCCAAACAACGACCCAGCCUCCCACAGCAGCCUGGAGACCACAGGCCAAGUGACGGACAUUGGGCCAGUGCAGUGCCACUCUCUGAGGAAAGGCGGGACAGUGGACAGGAAGGGCGGGGCCAGUGACAGGAAGCGGAGCUCUAGUCGUCCGCGGCGACUUGAGGAGAGGAGUCGGGGCUCUAAGACCGACGAAGCCUCGUCGGCAGGCUACCACAGCGAGGGUGAGACUCUAAAGGAGCAACAGGCACCUCGCACCGCACCCAAGUCCUCCUCCUCCAGUCGACUGAGGGAUUUCAAGGAGACCAUGAGCAACAUCAUCCACAGUCGCCCUCUCUCCGCCUCCUCCUCGGGCUCCGGGGCCCUAGGGGGUCUAGUGGCCGAGCCAGGGGCCACCACCAAGGCCAGAGACUGGGAGGCCGACAGCACCAGCAGUGAGUCCAAGUCCAGCUCCUCCGGGGGACGAUACAGACCGGCCUGGAGGCCCCGGAGAGAGGCCCUCAAUAUAGACAGUAUCUUCAGCAGGGAGAGACGCAGACAGGCUGGGUAUAGUCCCCUAGGGGCCACUCUGCCUGAAGACAGUGGGGCCCCAGCCGAGGGCCCCACAGGGUCAGUCACUGGACAAGGACAGGGGCCCUUUGGUAAUAUGGCAUCCUCCUGGACCCUGCCAACCACCAGGGGCCAUAACAUGGAGCAGCAGCCCCCCAGGCUCAUCCAGAGGAUGGAGAGCGGCUAUGAGAGCAGCGAGAGGAACAGUAACAGUCCUGUUAGCCUGGACAUACCUCUCAGUGAGGGACCCAAUACUGCUAAUGCACAUAGGGACACCGGUCUGAAGAUGCCUUCCAGCUCCAGCUCAGGUCCAUCAUGGCGCACCGUGCCCAAGUCUAAAAGCAGCAGUGCUCUCCUGCAGGACGUCAAGGCUUCAUGCAGGGGCAACAGCCACGUAAGCCUGGCAGGAGAAGGCCACAGCGAGCUGGACGAGCUGCAGGAGGAGGUGGCCAGGCGAGCGAGGGAGCAGGAGUUACAGAGGAGGAAGGAGAAGGAGAAAGAGGCCGCCAUGGGCUUCAACCCCAGACCCAGCAAGUUCAUGGACCUGGACGAGCUACAGAACCAGGGCAAAGGGGACGGCUAUGAGCGGUGUGUGUCGGACGCUGAGCUACUGCUAGAACAGUCUCUGCGACUGGAGCAGACUGGCGAGGUGGCUGCCGCUCUGUCUGUGGUUAACAAAGCUGUAUCUAAACUCAGGCUUCCCAUGCAUGAGGGUGGCGCUAACACUCAUAGCAGGACAGUGGCUGAGGCCCGGCUGCAAAAGUGCAUAAGGAGAGCGCGGGGCCUGCAGCAGCGCAUGCAACAGCAGCAGCAGGAAGACAGACCCCAGCAACAGGAUCAGGAGCAGACAGAGGAGCAGGAUCAGCCCUGUCCCUCUCCCCAGGGCCCCCCCAGUGAACAGCCUGUCCCAAUCCAAAUACUGUUGACAGACGCCCAGGAGGAAGCAGUCCCGGAAGCCACCAGAAACACACCUUCUCCUCUUCACAUUAAGCCUCUCCCCUCCAGUACAAACUCACUCCCUGAGCCCCUGAGCCACUCCCCUGUCGCUAUGCCCCCGAGCCCUCACACAGGGUCACCCGCAGGGGGGUCCGUAGCGGAGGCGAGGGGGCGCUGGGAAGGACUGGAGAUGUCAGGCGUGCUAGAUAACUCCUGCCCUCAUGUGAGACCCUUCCACAAGCACGCUGCCGUGUCCCUGCCUGCCCUGUGUGUGGACGGCUGGGACGAGAGCCUUACUGAGGGAGGCCAUGACCAGACCCCAGCCCUGCCCAACCACCAGCCAGCUGCACCCUCACACUGGAACAGUAACCCCCCCGCCCAGACUCUGCCCACCCUUCGCCCGCACUCCAGGACACCCUCCCAAGUCAGCCACACCUCAGAGGAAAGGCGCGACGCCAACAUGGAGGAUGCCUACCCCAGACCGCCAGCCUUGGGCCACUCUCAGCCUCCUCCAGCCCAUCAGAACCACAGCUCCCCUAUCCCUAUCUCCUCCAACACCUCCAGGCUCGGCCCUCCUCCUCCCCCUCCCACCCGUAACUGGUCCUGCUGGAGCCAGGACCAGCCGGCUGCCAUCGACUCCCCAUUCUACGCCCCUCCCACAGACUCCCACUGUCCCCCAUCCGCCCCCAUCAGACCAGGGCGGACCCCUUCCCCAGCAUCUGGGAACUACAGGCCAGGUGCCGCCAUGCCGGUGGAGCGCUGGGCAGAGAAUGUGACCCGCUACUACAACUCCCAGGCUGCCCCUGUGGUGGGGUCGCCCUGUGAGGAGCUGUCGGAGCUGGACUCUCUGUACCAGGCGAGCCUGCAGGCCCCCAGCCUGCCCCGGGCCCCACGCGGAGUCAGCCCCCAGCCCACUGCCAACAAGCAACCGGCUAGGAAGAUGUUGUCUGGGCUGGCUGCAUCUGGCCGCUCCAAGACUCCCACAGCCGAGUUAGAGAGACAUGCCUACAGAACGCCAGGCUACACCAGCAGCCCUACACAACACCCCAAUGCCGGCAUCCACAAGCCUGGGUCAUGUGAGCAACCACAGGGAGAUGACGAGAACUACAGUGCUGAGAACCUCCGCCGCAUCGCCCGCAGUCUGAGUGGCACCGUCAUAGGGGGACGACCCAAACUCCUCGCCCACUCCCGCAGCUUUGAGCCCCCAGUUACCAGGAUGCCAAAGCAUACAGACUCCCGAGUCCCCGCACGUCACCCUAGCACAUCCUCCCUGCACCCCCCUCCCUCCUCCACCCACCUCUCUCCAUCCGAACCCCAACACCAAUACCUCCACAACAACCAUCACUACAGCCCCCCAGCACUGCCCCAGCACCCCCCUCAGCAGGCAGCACGGCCCCCCUCCACAGGGCCCUAUCUGGGACGCUCAGGAGGUCACCAGAAGGGAGACCAGUUUCUGGCUGUGUUUGACUGGGGUGAAGCUUUCUCCCGUGAAAACUACCACAGUGUUGCACUGAGCAACGGCACGCUUCCGCGGGCACCUCGCAGGGCACCUCCAUCCUGGUCCUCCUCUCUCCCCCGGCCCAGGGAUGGACCCAACCCGGGCCCUGGGUACUACAGCCGCACAGACACGGGCUAUGCCACCCUCUCCCACCCCUGCCGCUCUGCCCCCCCUAGUGGCACCAUCAAUGGCUACAGGCAGCCCCCUCAAUCCAGCAGGUCGAAUGGAACCCUACCUUCCCGCCUACAACCCCAACACCACCGGCUUUCCAGCGAGACCUCCAACCAGCCCCUCCGCCUGGACGUACCCCCGGAUGAUGACUGGAGGACCCCCGACUACAGGAUGGUACCACCGUCCAUGCCCAUGCGGCAUGCCCACCACCUCCAUCAGCCCACCCAGAGGCAUGACCACCCCCGUAUGAGGGCAUCAUCCCGUGGCCCCGGUAGUGCCCAGCUCUGUUCCCUGUGCCAACAGCUGCCCACCGAGCCCUCCCGUCACUACUGCCAGUCCUGUGGGGCCUACAUGGCCCGUUUCCGGCCUGUCAGCUGAUCCAGCUCACCGUCACCUUACAAACAGACCCAGUUUACUCCAAACACACACACCCUCUUUCUCUCACUGUUUCCCGUUGGGCUAUUUGUAGAAUGCAGUUAAGGAGACUCACAGCAAUCUUGGGGCACAUUGUUCUAGCAGAUUGUGGUCCUUUCGUUUUCCAUCAAUUAAUGUUGAUACUAUAACCCCACCCCCCAUCCCACCCCAACCCUCUUUAACCAGACAGGCCAACCACUAUAUCUGGUCCUUAACCUGGUCUAUUUCUAUAGAGUUUAUAUUUAGCCUUUAUGGCUGCUCGUCAUCUAAGGUUAUUUAUAGAUUAUGUGAUCCAGCAUUUGAAGGUCACCGAGUCCAGGCUGGGUAGAAGUGGGGCUGCAUAGUGUCAACUGAGGUAGAUGGCAAGAGGCACUCAAUGAAUCAAUCAAUCAAUCAAUCAAAUGUAUUUAUAAAGCCCUUUUUACAUCAGCAGAUGUCACAAAG
Molecule: messenger RNA, 5948 nt
Organism: Coregonus clupeaformis (lake whitefish)
Lineage: Eukaryota; Metazoa; Chordata; Actinopteri; Salmoniformes; Salmonidae
Product: inactive ubiquitin carboxyl-terminal hydrolase 54-like
Exons: 22
Coding region: 660-5468 (1602 amino acids)
Biological process (GO): protein deubiquitination
Molecular function (GO): cysteine-type deubiquitinase activity
Source: RefSeq, a predicted model, not a curated record